Messenger RNA from Spinacia oleracea (spinach), 588 nucleotides. RefSeq lists its product as uncharacterized. NCBI's taxonomy places the organism in Eukaryota, Viridiplantae, Streptophyta, Magnoliopsida, Caryophyllales, Amaranthaceae. The record is from RefSeq and is a predicted model, not a curated record. The coding region runs from base 1 to 588 and encodes 195 amino acids. The transcript has a single exon.
AUGGUGUUUACUGAAGCAGAAAUAGGUGCAAUGACUAAAUAUUAUGUGAAGCAAGUCUAUAACAAGCUGGCAGGUAAUAGACCUAAGGUCCAUUGGGACAGAUUGGUGUGGAAUAGGCUUAAUACCCCAAAGCACAGGUUUAUUUCUUGGCUAGCAAUCCAAUCCAGGUUGCAAACUACAGCUAAAAUGGCUAAAAUUGGUAUUAGUAGCUCUGCAAGCUGUUUAAUUUGUGGACAGAAUGAUAAGGAUCACCAUCAUCUUUUCUUUGAUUGCUUUUACAGCAAGCAAUGUUUGGUAGCAAUGAAGGCAUGGUUGGGGAUCAACACUACUGCUGUUGAUUUACAUCAUCUAUAUAGAAGCAUCAAGCAUGGAAGACACACCAAAUUCAGGAAGCAGGUGUACUAUGCAGCAAUUGUGGCUCUAGUGUACCUAAUCUGGAGAUGCAGGAACACUAGUCUAUGGGAUCAGUUGGUUCCUGCUGUUAAAGUUACAGUUGGUACUAUGAAGCAAACUGUGAAGAGUAGAAUUCAAGCAAUCUUGCCUAAGUAUGUAAACAGGAAAGACAAUAGUUGGUUUGUGAGCUUAUAA